Messenger RNA from Aspergillus niger, 1341 nucleotides. RefSeq lists its product as uncharacterized. Gene Ontology annotation, cellular component: nucleus. The coding region runs from base 1 to 1341 and encodes 446 amino acids. The record is from RefSeq and is a predicted model, not a curated record. Gene Ontology annotation, molecular function: DNA-binding transcription factor activity, RNA polymerase II-specific; transcription cis-regulatory region binding; zinc ion binding. Gene Ontology annotation, biological process: positive regulation of transcription by RNA polymerase II. NCBI's taxonomy places the organism in Eukaryota, Fungi, Ascomycota, Eurotiomycetes, Eurotiales, Aspergillaceae. The transcript has 2 exons.
AUGUCCGCGCCUCGACAAGACUGUCCCAAGUGCCGAACCCGUCGCAUCAAAUGCGACAGGUCGGUCCCAGUAUGCCGGAAAUGCACCACACGAGGUUUCUCAUGUCCAGGAUACGGCCUUAUUCUCCGAUGGAACCAAGGAGUUGCCAGCAGAGGUAGACUGGCAGGCCGGCAGCUACCUAUACCAUCCACCCCGACUAUUGACCACUACCCGGAUGCGGUGACAUCCGAACUCAUGCAUCACUACCAUCGGAUCGUCUCUGCCAAGCUGGCCUGGGUGGAUGGUCCGACGAACCCCUGGAGACAGGUUAUCGUCCCACUGGCUGGGGCAUCGUCGACGGUCCUCCAUGCGGUGCUCGCACUUUCGUCGGAAGACCUUGCGGUACGAUUCCCGAUCGGGCAUCCGCGCCGCCAGCAGCUGCAGCUCGUCUCAAUGUGCCGCCGGAAUCAGGCCUUAUCGUCGGUUGCUCGUCUGCUGUGCCACAUGAGGCAGGAGGGCUCCUCCACCAGCCAGGCCCAAUGUGCGCUGGCCGCCACGCUCAUCCUAUAUAACGUCGAGCUCCUCGGCGCCGCGUCGGCUAAGUGGCGAAUGCACCUGGAGGCCGCGCGUGUGAUCCGUCAAUGGAAAGAUCAUACACUUACGGACGCCGGACGCGAGGAUGAGAUCGAUGCUUUUUUGAUCUACGAGCAGUACUACGCAAGUGUCUUUGCUGGCCUCACAACAUUCGAUGCCCUGGAGGAGUACGAAGCCGUUCCACUAACUGAUGCAAAUGCCAUUUUUGGCGAUUUCAUCAUCAUUAUCAGUCGUGCGACACAUGUGGAACGCUUGCAAUAUAGUCAUGGCCAUCCGAUCGAUUCUUCAUUGCUUCGCACUAUGACAGGGGACUUGGAAGCCGCCAAGGCCCGCAUGCUUCAGCUUAGUCUCAUACUUCGCUGGCAAACAGACCAGGCGUGUAGCAGUUUCCAGCACCUGGUGUGGAUUUUUUAUUACGCUAGCCUAAUCUAUGUCUACCACGUCCUCGCCCGGGAUGGUUCUUUAGACACGACACGCCAGUCCUGGAGAGAUUCCAUCUUUGCUCAUCUAGCCCUUCUCGUUGACAAGCGCUCAUUCGCUCAUGACCUUGUUUGGCCGCUAUUCAUUGCAGGCACCGAGUGCCGCGGGUGUCCGCAGAAGCAGGAGGUGGUAGCGCACGAGAUCGAACUGGUGAUGGAGAUAAGCGGCACAUUGGACCGACGCAACGUCUUGGCGUUUCUGCAGCGGUUCUGGUCUCUGCCGGACAGUGGCCUUACGUGGAUCCAAUACAUGAGACUGGCACCCGAACGGCGGAUGCUUAUCCUUUAA